Brenthis ino (lesser marbled fritillary) is the source of this 840-nucleotide messenger RNA. NCBI's taxonomy places the organism in Eukaryota, Metazoa, Arthropoda, Insecta, Lepidoptera, Nymphalidae. The record is from the annotation of a GenBank genome assembly.
AUGCCAUAUAAGUGGGCUGCAUACCUCCUCUUCCAUAUGCAUUUCGCACAGAUAUUUCACACCGCGUCGAUUUGCCUCACACUCUCGCUUGCCGUAUGGAGAUAUGUCGCAAUAAAGUAUUCAGACAGAAGCCACGUUCUAUGUACAGAGAAGCGAUGCAGCACCGCUAUUCUGAGCAGUUUCAUUUUACCGCCUAUCCUUUGUAUUCCAACGUUUAUGGUCUUCGACAUCCACACUGCUGUAGUUCUGGAACCAAAUGGACCAAUGAUAUUGUAUCAUGUAGACUCCGAUGAAGAGGGUCAAUUAUACCAGAUCAAUUUUUGGGUACACGCUGUCGUCAUCAAAUUGCUACCUUGUUUCAUACUGACGGUGAUAAGUUUAUGGCUUAUACGGGAGGUGUACAGCGCGAAUGAGCACCAAAAAAAGAUAAGAGUUUACAACGCGUGUCCAACAAACGAUACAAUAUUAAAGCGUCAAUGUAAAGGUGAUAAGAGAACAAAUAGAACUACGAAGAUGUUAGUCGCUGUGUUGUUGCUAUUUCUGGUGACAGAGUUGCCUCAAGGGGUCUUGGGAUUGUUGAGUGGAGCAUUAGGUCGAUGCUUUUUCAAACGCUGCUAUGACUUAUUUGGUGAACUAAUGGAUGCGCUUGCGCUGCUAAAUGGGGCAAUUAAUUUUGUGCUUUACUGCGCGAUGUCGCGACAGUUUCGGAUGACAUUUCGUCAAAUGAUGUGGCGAGCGCAUAUCCAUCGCUGGCCUCCACCACAGUCUUCACAUUCGGACGGUUUAAAUACGUAUGUACCUAUAUGUCUUUUUUUUGUAAUAUAUCAACGUACUAAACGU